Bombus pascuorum is the source of this 1291-nucleotide messenger RNA. Its product is annotated as zinc finger CCHC domain-containing protein 10-like. NCBI's taxonomy places the organism in Eukaryota, Metazoa, Arthropoda, Insecta, Hymenoptera, Apidae. The coding region runs from base 430 to 822 and encodes 130 amino acids. Gene Ontology annotation, molecular function: nucleic acid binding; zinc ion binding. The record is from RefSeq and is a predicted model, not a curated record. The transcript is spliced from 3 exons.
UACAACCAUCGAUUAAGAAUAUUAUUUUUCUUAAAAAAUAUAUUUAAAAAUACUUGCUUACUAUAAUUUAUUUAUUAAAUCUAUAAGAAGUCACUGACUAAUAUUAAAUAUAUAAAAUUAAAAAGUUUUAUAUAUAUUUUUUUUUCACUUUAUGAUACUUACUAUAUAUGACUCGUGAUUGGUAAUUUCCGUUAAAACAUUUCCAAAUAACCUACCAAAAGCAAUUACAUUUUGUGUUAUGGCGUGUUGGAAGCUUAUUCAGUAAAGUAACCUAUUUUGCAUGUAAACAAACUUCGUUAAAAAUUGUAUUGGUCAUCGAAUAUAAAUUAUUAACGGAUUAAAUAUAACAAAGUAUGAAUAUAAAUAUAAUAUGAGUUCAAGCGGCUUGAAAGUGUUAAAGAAAAAGUACGAUGCCAAAAAUGUUUGGAAAUGGGACAUUGGAGUUAUGAAUGUAAGGGAAAACGAAAAUAUUUACAUAGAUCUUCACGUACAUCGCAAUUGAAGAGAGCCUUACAGAAACAGCAAGAAUCUAAUGGUGAAGAGCAGAAAAAAGAAGUGAAGAAAAGUCGUUUACAAAAAAAAAUGAAAGAAGAACCUAGUAGUUCUAGUAAUACAAAUUCUAGUGCUGAUAGCAGUAGUUCCAGUAGUAGUAACGACAGCAGCAGUAGUAGUUCAUCUUCAGACAGUGAAUCAGAUUCUAGUGAUAGCGUUUCCAGUAGCAGUGGCAGCAGCAGCAGUAGUAGUAGCAGCAGCAAUAGUAGCAGUAGUAAAAAUAGCAAUCAUUCUAACAAUUUUCUAUUUUCAAAAAGACAUUCUAAAUAAACAAUUUUAGAUAAAAAAUAAAAAACCUUAUGAUAAGUAUAUUCAUUUUUUUAAUAUUUAUGAAUUACUCUUUUUUUCUUUGUCGAUUCACAUAUAAUAAAUGUAUGUACAAUAACUUCAUUGUAAAAAAUUGAGACAUCUAAAGUACUUAUAUGUAACAUAUAUUUUAAAUGAUAAUUUAUAUAUCGCGCCUUGUAAUAGAAUUUUAUUAUUUAUAUUAUAAUACCAAUACCCUUCUAAUUAUAUCAGAUACUUGUAAGUAAAAAAGAUCAUAAUUUUGUACUAAUGACUUUUUCAUAAAUUAAGAAAUAUUUAUUAUAAAAUUAAAAGCGCGAAAUAUAAAUGUUAAGAAAUAAAAAAAAAAUAAUUUUUUAUUGAACUAUCACAUCAAAUUAUAAUUCACUGUAAAAGUUUAUGUUUAUAUAACAAAUAUCAUACUGUAAAUAAAAUUAUGAUUUUAUUCUGACAA